CCCCCAGCUGGUUAUUAUUUCCUCGCUCGUUUAUUUUAUUUUUGGUUUUUGUUUAGUUCCCAAUUUGUUAAUGAAAUGGAUCAGUUGUACCUGGAGAUCGAAAUAAGUACUCAAAAGGAGACCACCAUCUACACAAGUGUAUCAUCGUUUUUGGCCUUGUUUACUUAUCAAUUCCUAGACGAUCCAAAAAAUGUGCGGGUGAACUUCGUUUCUACCAAGAUUGAGGGCGGUAAAAUAGCUUUAAGGAGCUCCCAGCUGCGAAAGGAGCUCACGGAUCAGCACAUAACGUGCAGGGAGGCCGCAUCCCUGCCCGCUAUUCGGGAUUUGAAACUUCCCAUCUACGAAAAGGAUGGAAAUACCUAUAUAGCAGGAUCUUGUGCUGUUUGCAGAGAGCUAAUUGCCAGGCAACCGAAUGAGGAACUAAAGAAACUGUUGGGCUUCAAGGGCAGCUGCCUCCUGGCUCCAUCAGAAGCUUCGAUUUGGACUAGGUUCUGUGAGGUGGAUGUGGUUGACGUUGUGAGUAAUAUUCACAACGGUCAAAUUCUUGACUCGGUGCCCCCAGAAGUAGUAAGAUUCGAGCAACAUAUGAAUGAACCGGUGAGAAUGCACAACAUCUACAAGCAGGCCAGAGAACAGGCCAAUCAGACAGAGAAUGGCGGCAAAGUCAAGAGAAAAGAGCGAGUACAGAUUAAGUGUACUACGCCCAAGGAGGAUCUGCUUAUAGAGCACCGAUUCGCCGAGGGAAUUAGCUUCACCAUUGCCGAUCUCAUCUUGUAUCCCCUGUUAAGGAUCGUCUUCCAACAUUGCGGGCAGAUGCUGCCCCAUUUUCCACUCACCAGUACUUGGUUUAGUGAGAUUGAUGCCUUCGAUGGCAAGUGUGCGAGGAUACUGAAGGAGCUAUAUGUGCCACAGGCAGUGAGGACCCCGCCCGGCGACCUUGGAAUUCCCGACUGCGAGGCAACUAGUCUUUACAAGGCUGAUCCCAAGCGAUACAAACCGCGAAAUCGCAUCUACACUAGUCAGUUAGAGGUGGAUGCGGCCCUGGGAAAACUGGCCUCGUUACAGCUGCAAUUCAACUCGGACUCGGAGCACACUUACGGACAGCAGCUCAUCGACUGGGAACAAAUUGAGCCCACACAUGCAGAGAGUUCAGCACUGCCAAAGGAGCGACUCGAACGCAAGCGACAGCAGCUGGAGAACAUGGCCAAUGCGGUUGUGUCCUUGGCUCAACCUGGCGAUCGCAUAGUAGACUUCUGCAGCGGCACAGGCCACUUGGCCAUCCUCCUGGCCCUCAAACUGCCAAAGUGCACCAUUAUUGUGAUGGAAAACAAAGCUUUUUCCCUGCUCCAAGCUCAAAAGAGGACUGUCGAAUUGGGCUUAAACAACUGUGUCUUCUACCAAUGCAAUAUCGAUUACUUUGUGGGAGGAUUCGAAAUCGGUGCCUCUCUGCACGCCUGUGGAACUGCAACGGAUAUUGUUUUACAGCAGUGUCGCAGAGCAAAGGCACACUUUGUUUGCUGUCCCUGCUGCUAUGGAUCCCUGCAACCUAUGCCGCACAUUUCGUAUCCGCUGAGUAAAGCAUUUCAAGGGGUAUUGGAAACAAAGGACUACCUGUACAUUGCCCAUUCGGCGGAUCAGGCGCACGAGAUGGGCACCACCAACUGCAAGCCGGAGACCACGCUUCAGGGACUCCACUGCAUGGCCGUGGUAGACACCGACCGCCAGCUGCAGGCGGAGGAGGCGGGCUACCAAGUGAUCCUCACGCGCCUGAAGCCCGAGCAGUGCACGCCAAAGAAUCACCUGCUAGUCGGACGUUUUGUUAAACAGAACUGAACAUACAAACUGCCACUGAUACAAAAUAAAU
Drosophila rhopaloa is the source of this 1864-nucleotide messenger RNA. RefSeq names its product glutathione S-transferase C-terminal domain-containing protein homolog. The transcript has 4 exons. NCBI's taxonomy places the organism in Eukaryota, Metazoa, Arthropoda, Insecta, Diptera, Drosophilidae. The record is from RefSeq and is a predicted model, not a curated record. Bases 76 to 1833 code for a protein of 585 amino acids.